AUGGUGGAAGCCGGGGCGCGCGGGGCGCCGCGGCUGUCGCUCUUGCUGCUGCUGCUGCUGCUGCUGCUGCUGCUGCUGCUGCAGGGCGCGGCAGGCGGGCUCGCCGAUAGCGUUGUCUGGGCCGUCAAUGCGGGCGGCGAUGCCCAUGUGGACGUGAAUGGCAUCCACUUCCGCAAGGACCCCUUGGAGGGCCGCGUGGGCCGAGCGUCUGACUACGGCAUGAAGCUGCCGAUCCUGCGCUCCAACGCAGAGGAUCAGAUUCUGUACCAGACUGAGCGCUACAACGAGGAGACCUUUGGCUAUGAAGUUCCCAUCAAAGAGGAAGGUGACUAUGUGCUGGUGCUGAAGUUUGCAGAGGUCUAUUUUGCACAGUCGCAACAGAAGGUGUUUGAUGUUCGCUUGAAUGGCCAUGUGGUGGUGAAGGACUUGGACAUUUUUGACAGAGUUGGACACAGCACAGCUCACGAUGAGAUCAUUCCCAUGAGUAUCAAAAAGGGGAAGCUGAGCGUCCAGGGGGAGGUUUCCACGUUCACAGGGAAGCUCCACAUUGAGUUUGUAAAGGGCUACUAUGACAAUCCCAAAAUCUGUGCCCUGUACAUCCUGCAAGGAACAGUGGAAGAUGUUCCAAAGCUGCAGCCGCACCCGGGUCUGGAGAAAAAAGAGGAGGAUGAUGAUGAAGAUGAAUAUGAUGAUGGCUCCAGCAUUAAAAAACAGGCAAAUAAGAACCGGGUUCAGUCAGGCCCACGCACACCAAACCCCUAUGCCUCAGACAACAGCAGCCUCAUGUUUCCUAUACUGGUGGCCUUUGGUGUCUUCAUCCCUACCCUCUUCUGCCUCUGCCGAUUGUGAGAGCGAGCCCCACAGAGCAUCAGCCAAGGGGC
Molecule: messenger RNA, 881 nt
Organism: Indicator indicator
Lineage: Eukaryota; Metazoa; Chordata; Aves; Piciformes; Indicatoridae
Gene: MLEC
Product: malectin
Exons: 5
Coding region: 1-849 (282 amino acids)
Cellular component (GO): membrane
Molecular function (GO): carbohydrate binding
Source: RefSeq, a predicted model, not a curated record